AUGCAGCACUUUCUUGAACCAGGAUCGUCUGAGGAGAUAAGCCAAGAGCAGGCGACCAGUCCCUGUGAAUUAUUCACAGUGGCGCCCCCUGUUUUAUGGAACACACCAGAGGUCCGACUUCGACUACUUGCUGAAAACGGCAACCUAAGCUAUCCCCUACUUUCAAAAUCCCACUUCCCUCCGAAAAACCCCAACUUAUCGACAGCGCACUCAAAAUGUCUGGAGAACCUGAAAUCCUACCCGUUUGGCGGUGCGGACCUGCAGCCACUCCAGCGGGUGGCCCCGUCGACCAUCACUUCCUCCCACUCCCUGUAUUCGCAUCAGUCCUUGAGCAAUUCAUAUGAGCCGACUCAAGGUGCAAGCCAGCUUUUGCUACCCACCACCGCCGCCGCAAAGAACGAUGUCCAAAGCAGUGAUGGUACCGAGUGCGGACAGAGGAUGGAAGCCGAUUUUUUAAUACUCGAGAAGGUAAAGCAUCACUUGCUGUCGAAAUUCACCACCGUCUCAUCAGCUUCAUCAACAGGAGAAGUGAGUCCCGAGGCGCUGAAGCCAACCAGUACAUCGAUGCACUACGCAUUUGAGAGGAACCAAUCCCCCUUCAACUCAAUGGCUCCGACAAUAUCGACCGCAAGCAGUCUCACCGCUCAGAGGCAUCAUAUGAUUAUAGGUAGGGUCUUAUUUUAA
Messenger RNA from Dibothriocephalus latus, 684 nucleotides. The record is from the annotation of a GenBank genome assembly. NCBI's taxonomy places the organism in Eukaryota, Metazoa, Platyhelminthes, Cestoda, Diphyllobothriidea, Diphyllobothriidae.